AUGCAAGGACGCGUAGUGUUCCAGAUCGGGGGAAGUGGAAAGAAAGCUGGUCACUAUAAUCUUGGAGUAAUAUUAGCUUAUCGGGACUUCAACGUAUCCCUCUUGGACCAGUUGCGGGAGAAUAAGUCUCUUCGCAUGAUCGGAUAUUGUGACAAACUCAAUGCUGGAUAUGCUGCUAAUUGGUACGCACGCCAGGCAGAAGCAAUAGUCAUAUCAGGGUGCCUACCCCAAGAUACAUUUGGUCAGGACAGAUAUCAAGCCCUACGAGUUUUUGCUGAAGUCACCACUUUAUCCACACGCAUUACCGCCCAAAGCAAUCCUGUUAAGAGCUUCGAUUAUUCAAUUGCCCGAUCCUUACAUGAUUCCCUUCCUUUUUAUAUCGAAAUCCUGUCAACUGCGAAGCCUAUAAAGCUUGUGGGCGCCCGUGCUUGUCAUGGUAUCUCUCCUGAUAUACUAAUGGCUUUGAUUGAUAAACUUGGAUGCGCCGUAUUCGUUCAGCCAGAUGGAAAGUCCACUGUUCCUGACGAACCAAAAUGCAAAGAGGCUGUUAUGGGCUCUGGCCUAUGGGUAACUGUAGGAUGCCAUUGGACCGAUCAUCAUACACUUGGCAGUUGCCUUGACAUUUGUUGCCUUGAUAUUUGUCCACCAGAUGGUAAUGUAAUUGAAGGGAUUUGCCUUGGACAGAUAUCGGAUGCUCUGAUCAAAUCCGAUAUUCCUCAAAAACCCACCACACUGACUUCAUUACAGGCAAUCCCCAGUGUCGCAAAGAUGGACGAGAGCGUUAUCAAUAACCCAGCUCUAUCAGUAUAUACUGUCCUUCAGGGUAUCCAAGUUAUUCUCAGCCCCAAUGAUACACUCAUUGCUAAGACAGGGGAUAGCUAUGGAACCAAAUUCCAUAUGCAAAUGAUAUACCGCUAUCAAUUAGGGAGGCUAGAUGGAAGAGUUAUAACUAUGAUUGGGGAUGGUAGCCAAACGACGGCACAGGUGCUGAGCAUCAUGAUUCGAACUAGGGUAAAACUCGCAUCGUUUGUUACGAGUCUUUGUAAUAUGUUUCAUGCCUCUUACCUCGAUAAUCCACACGCUCAUGAAAUACCUGAAAACAACAUGGACCCACUUUUGUUCUCGAUGCAGGUCAAGGCCAAGGCUGAGCUACUCAUGGCACUUGAUCGGAUUGAACGAGAGCCUAGCAAAAUGACUGUCCUGGACUGCUGCAUCCACCCAACAAUAUCAGCCUUUCGCUCCGCCGCUUUGGCUCCGCCAUAG
This is a messenger RNA of Aspergillus alliaceus, 1263 nucleotides long. RefSeq lists its product as uncharacterized. The transcript has 11 exons. The coding region runs from base 1 to 1263 and encodes 420 amino acids. NCBI's taxonomy places the organism in Eukaryota, Fungi, Ascomycota, Eurotiomycetes, Eurotiales, Aspergillaceae. Gene Ontology annotation, molecular function: carboxy-lyase activity. The record is from RefSeq and is a predicted model, not a curated record.